AUGGACAACGUGGCUCUCCGCCGAGCAUUCCUGACAUCUCGUUCGCAGAAUGAAGAUCCUGUUCUAUAUGACGAUUCCGCCAUUUCAACCACCUGUUACCGAUCUGAGACCACCAAAGAUGAAUUGGAUGAACUCAAACAGCUUUUCUUCCAUUCGACAUUAAAGCCGAAGUUCGACUGGGCCGGUCUGUGUUUGGAGAGACAGCACGACUUCAAGUUCUGGGCGAACGUGACGCAUACAUUUGGGCUGCUCAUUGUAAGGAACAUCUUCAAUUCAAAUACGUCAUGCGAGGAUGCAAUCGAAUUGCAGCGCAUGGCAAUGCUGAAUGAAGAUCGGGAUUGUUACGGCCAUUGUCAGGAAUUCGCUCGAUCAUCUGAUGCUAUAGCUUACACCGACGAUUCGCUUGCAGACUUCAAAACGCGGGUAUCGUUCAUUCUUCUGAGCGGGUUGCUAAGUAAUCGUAUCCCAGGAUCUCUUCGCCUGAUCGUUCGCUGUAACGGUUACCAGUAUUUCGAGCACCGUAUCAGCGAGCUUAUGAACGACUUCCCGAAAUUUGACGUUUCAGCAGUCUGUUUCAAUAUGAAUGCACUGCGCAUACUUAUCCCGUACCUGCUCGAACCGCAGUCGGUCAACCUGUCUAAUGUCUGUCACCGGUUCCUGACGUCGCGAUUCUGGAGGAUCAUGUGGCUGGACGUUGGUGUGGGCCUGAAGCAGCGUCCAAGUACCGAGCGUGGGCAGCUUUUCGGUGCAUUCCUAGAGCUCGCAUCGACCAUAUGCUACGGCACGCGCUCCCCAGCCCUGCUCAAACGGUUGUACGGAUCAUGUCUCAAAUCUCUCUGGGACCCGAUUUUUGCGGUGCUUACGUGGCGGUUGGGGCCUAAACUGCUCUGCCGUGUGCUCACAUUUGUUGCAGAUAUGCUAAUGAUGAGUUUCCAAGACAACUGCUUGGACAUGUUGGACAAUAGCUUCCUGUCUAAACUAAGUCAAUGCGCCAAAGAGGCGCUGGCAGACGGCGAGCGAUACCUGUCGCGAUAUUUACUGCAGACUCUGGAUGACAGGAACGAAUUCUAUCACCAUUUUGCUCGUAUAGCUACGGAGAUGCUGAAGGCACUUUUGCAGGCGCUAGCCAAUGCGAUGCAAGGCCAUGUGAACAAGUGUGUAGAGGAUCUCUACGACAUCAGCUCUUUAGGAACGGCAAAACUGAUACUGCCUCCACAUGCUGGUGACAGUGGAGAAGCACACGUCAGAUUCGACUACUCGGAUACCCGUGUUUUCCCUCGCGUACUACCGUGUUUCAAUACCGACUGCAAAAGAGUGUUCCACCUCGACAUGCCUCAACUGCACGUGGACAGUGAUACACCUGAGUUCUGCUAUUGUUCGCGGUGUGGAGUGCCAAGUUACUGCAGCGCUGCAUGUGCCGAUUCGCACUGGGAAGCGGGUCAUCGGCAAGUUUGCAGUUUCCUACGCGCGCCACCAACGUUCGCCAAGUUCAUCGCUCCCAUGCCAGAUUCAGGCAACAUCCUGUUACGGACUUUUGACAACGAGUGUACGAUGGCUCCAGAGUGCGACGACGCCGGGAAUGUCUUGACAGUGUUUUAG
Messenger RNA from Babesia bigemina, 1599 nucleotides. RefSeq names its product MYND Zn finger containing protein, putative. The record is from RefSeq and is a predicted model, not a curated record. The transcript has a single exon. Bases 1 to 1599 code for a protein of 532 amino acids. NCBI's taxonomy places the organism in Eukaryota, Apicomplexa, Aconoidasida, Piroplasmida, Babesiidae.